GUGUCACGUCGCAGGUGAGCGCAGCGCGUGUACAGCGCAAGUAAACAUGGCGGCCGUUAGCCACCAGUGUACACACAGCUCGAGCAGUUUGCUGUGUUUUAUAUCAUUUCUGUUAAUCGGUUCAUCAUUAGAUGGUGUGGACUGCUCUCCUGAGACGGGUGUGUGGACUGAGACAGUGCUAAAUACCUCAAGACCUUUAUUUUUAAGAAAGUCCAUGUACAAGGACACAGACAUUGCAUUGAAAGUGACAUCUUUUGGUUGUCCUGAGAAAUUGACUUUUAACAUACAGUGGUAUUUGAAGUAUUACCCAUGUCACAAUCAAUACAACAAUGCAGAGGAACUGUAUGAAAAGACGCCUCAAAUUCGAGGUGCGAGUUUGGACCCGAUACCUUUGGCACAGGGAGAAUAUAUUCAGCACAUGUACAAAGCAAUAUCCUGCAACAGCAACAUGAACAUCUUUCCUAUGCUCAAUAAAUCCAAAGCAGUGCCUAAAGACUUAAGACCACCUGCAAUGGAUGGCGAGUUACAGGCAGAGAGUUUUACAAGUUCACCUGAUGCUGGCACCUAUAAAGCAAAGGAUAAUGUGAUUGCUACAACCUGGAGAGACGGGCCCUACCUGCUUGUGGUCGCGGUUCAACAAAGCAAACAGGAUGUCAACUGGAAUUUAACCUUCAGCGUUGUGAUGAAGGGAACUCAUGGUUAUCUCUCGGUCACUGACUGGCCUCUCAUGAUUUUUUAUAUGGUUAUGUGUGUGGUGUACAUACUGUAUGCUCUGCUGUGGUUCGUCUGGUCUUCCUGUUACUGGAAAGAUCUCCUGAGGAUCCAGUUCUGGAUUGCAUGCGUCAUCUUUUUAGGCAUGAUAGAGAAGGCCGUCUUCUGUGCCGAAUAUCAGAACACUAACAGCGUGGGCUCAGCAUCUCAGGGUCUGCUGAUCUUUGCUGAGCUCGUCUCUGCUUUGAAGAGGACACUCGCCCGUCUGCUGGUCAUCAUUGUCAGUCUGGGCUAUGGAAUUGUCAAGCCCCGUUUGGGUAUGGUCAUGCACAGAGUGGUGGGACUGGGCGUGCUGUACUUCGGCUUUGCCGCCAUAGAGGGCGUUUUGAGGAUCACGGGGGCUAAAGACUCUGAUUUGGCUUUGCUGGCCAACAUUCCUCUGGCUCUGCUUGAUUCCUCUCUUUGUUGGUGGAUAUUUGUCAGCCUGGCACAAACCAUUAAAACUCUAAAACUCAGAAGAAAUCCAGUGAAAUUGUCUCUGUACAGACACUUCACCAACACGCUCAUCUUUGCCGUUCUCGCAUCCAUCAUUUUUAUGGUCUGGACCACAAAGAAGUUUCAGUUAGCAGACUGCCAGUCGGACUGGAUGGAGUUAUGGGUGGAUGAUGCCUUCUGGAGGUUCCUCUUCUCCAUCAUUCUGCUGGUCAUCAUGUUUCUGUGGAGGCCGUCUGCCAACAACCAAAGGUAUGCAUUCACACCUCUCAUCGAUGACUCUGAUGACGAGGAGAUUGAAGAGUUCCUGGUGCCUGCAAAUCUAGCUGAUGGGAUCAAAUUAAGAGCAGCUAAGACAGAAACCAAUGGAACAGCAAAGCCAGCAACACCUAAUCCGGAUGAAGACUUGAAGUGGGUGGAGGAAAAUAUUCCCACCUCUCUGACUGAUGUAGCUCUUCCUGUUCUUCUGGACUCAGAUGAGGAGAUCAUGACUACAAAGUAUGAAAUGUCUAAAAUGGAGUGAGUUUGAGCAAGACUCCAGAGAUGAACCAAACCACAGUUCCCGUAACUGGCAUCAGACCCACAUCAGAGAGCGUGCAUCAGACUCACGGACUGUUUUCUUCCUUUAGUCGGGAUGCUUGGUGGGUUUGUGGUGUUACAGGAAUGAAUAAGACUGAAAGAGACGAUAUAUUCCAGGUAAUCUCACUGAACUGAACUUCAUGUGAGGUGUUACCUCUUAUUUUUUUUCUAAACUUUAAAAAACGUCCAGCAGACAGAGUCGUAUAAAGAGACAUUUCUUUCUAAACUUCGCUGAUAGCAAACUUUUUCAAAUUGUGAGUGAUGAAAUAAACGCAGUGAUAUUUUAUAUAGAUGAGUUUAAACCGUAUAAGCACAUGUUUGUUUUCAUUUUAUUUGUUUGUAAAUGGUCACAAAGUAAAUACUGAUAAGGAACUUGAAUAACUAAAGUGUCUUUCCUUCAGUUGGAUUCCUGUUUUUGCUGUAUAUAAUGUGAUAUUUAUCUGUUUCAUAAUGGUCCAUCAUCAUUAAGUCUAUAAUUUAAUGUGAAUAGUAGAAUGCUUCUAUGUGUGUUGGAUUUAUGUUUGCUUGUGCGUUUGUUCACAAAUUCUAUAAAAUGGUCAUUUUGUUAUUUUAUUAAUUCAUUUUUAGGUAUGUUUUUGACAGAGCCCAGAUUAAGGUACAACAUUGAGAUGCAUGCGUUCUCUUAAGAGGACUAAUCUUCUAACUAUAUAAUAAAGGCAGAUGUACCUGUAUUACUCUUAAUCUUAACUGUAUUUUUUAUUUUAAGGAAAAGCAACAAUUUUUAUGUGUGCGAAUCUGACAAAAAGAAGUCGCGUUCUCCUCAAUUUAAAAGUAUAAAAUGGUAUAUUGUACUUGAAAUUAAUCCCAUCCCCCAGUACAGUGCUUCCCAAUCCUGGUCCUUAAUUACCCCAUCCCAGUAAAUUUUAGAUUAUUGUCGGAUUUAACUCAUCGGCUUGUUAGGGAGACAUGUUAAUUUUUUUUUUUUAAUAAGGAGACCUCUAAAUCUUUUUUGGAGCAAGUACUUGAGGACCAGGAUUGGGAGGAUGUUUCAAAACAGUACAUGAAUUGCUUUAUGUUAAGUAUAAGUUUAUUUUAUUUUUAAUAAUAAUUAGUUGGAAUAUGAUUUUAAAUUCACCCAGAUACACACUGAAGCCUUAAAAACUUUUGUGUGGCUGUAUCACAGUCUGUGCUUUGGUUUAUUUGCCUUUUCUGUCCUGAUCUUUAAUAUGUACUUUAAUCUGUGUUCUGUACCGUAAGCCGUGGUAAACGGGAUUUGUUAAAAUGUUGAAGAAUUUUUUUUAUAUAUCAAUCUGAACAUACUGUCAGAACUCUUUAUAAUCUGUUGUAUAAACUGCACUUUAGGUAAAUAUGAUUUUCUUUGGCCAUGGGAUGUAAUGAUGAGCUUAAUUUGACUCUAUGAUUCUGGCCUUCGCAGUCAUUUCCUAUUUAAUUUCAGUGUUUUUUUUUUUUUUUUUGCUUAUGAUCACAUGAUGUCUUUGAAUGUAAAGUCUCUCUGUUGGGUCACAGAUCACCUGCUGGAAUCCCACAUAGCUCAGGUUCUGUCUGUUAUUGGUUAUUCGUGCAUGUUCAUCCAUGUUUCAUACCUGUUAAAUAAAUGUGCGUUGCAAUAAAGAUUCUUAAUUACAGUUGAA
This is a messenger RNA of Paramisgurnus dabryanus, 3395 nucleotides long. RefSeq names its product transmembrane protein 87B (gene tmem87b). The record is from RefSeq and is a predicted model, not a curated record. Gene Ontology annotation, biological process: retrograde transport, endosome to Golgi. NCBI's taxonomy places the organism in Eukaryota, Metazoa, Chordata, Actinopteri, Cypriniformes, Cobitidae. Gene Ontology annotation, cellular component: Golgi cisterna membrane; Golgi apparatus.